Molecule: messenger RNA, 2292 nt
Organism: Chironomus riparius
Lineage: Eukaryota; Metazoa; Arthropoda; Insecta; Diptera; Chironomidae
Source: the annotation of a GenBank genome assembly
UCAUUUUUCAAACUGUAAAUAAUAAAAAUUAUUAAAUCAAAAAUGUCUAGUAAAAUAGAUGAAAACCUGGUUCUUUUCAAUAAUAAGUGUGCUAAACUGGAUUUGCCACCAGAAAACUAUCCAGAUCCUCAAUAUUUACGCAAAAUAUUUCGUCAAAAUUUAUCAUUUUUUGAGCUGUUUAUUCAGAAAGUAGACACUAAAUAUGCUAUAGAGAAGAUCCGAAAGAACAUCCUUGUUGCUCACAUGACAAAUUCAGUCAAAGAGAAAAAUGUCAUUCAACAAACUCAUUUAGUUCCAGCUGAAUUCAAAAAAUACGUCAAGUAUAUGAAUUUAAAAGAGAAGAUUAAAGGUUUGAAGGAACGACAGCACUUCCAGAAGCACGAGGAAAAUAUUAAGGUGGAAACAACACAGAGAAAUGAUAUUAAAAUAAUUAAAUUGAAGGAAAAUACUCGUCUGACUAAAAUUAAGACAGACUUACUGCAAGCAAAGUCUUUAAACAUCAAUAAGAAGAUUGAAGAGGAACUAGAAUGGCAAAAAAAGAUUAAGGAUGUCACACCAGCAAAAUUCUCCAGUUCAGAUAACAUUGAUGAUUUUUAUAGGAACAUCCUUAAAUGUAUAGAUACUCUCAGAGAAUACUCAACGGAAUCAAAUAAUGUCGAUAAUAAUUCAACAAAAGACAAGUUCUGGAAGAAAGUUGAAUCGUUCCUUAAAAAAGUUCCCAACAACAUCAUCUUUCAAAUUGCUAUGAAGCAAAUUAAUUCAAAAAUUGAAGAUUCCAUUCUUUCAACAAUAUCCAGUACUUCCGAUGAACAGCAGGCAAAAAUAUCUGAGAAACUCUUACCGUACUUAUAUGAGCAAAAGAUUAUACUUGGAAUAGAAUAUUUAGCACAAAAGAAGAGACUUGAAAACAGUAAGGAACGUUGUGCUGAACACAUUCAAGCAUUUGAGAAUGAAGUCGAGAGUUUGAUGAAUUCCAGCAUAGAUUUUUCAUUUCAAUUGGAAGAAGACGAUAUCGUUAGUGAAUUUGUAUCAGAACUAAUCGCAAAGGUAAAUCUAGAAGGCAAAAUUCAGUUCUACACAAAUAAUAUAAGCUCAAUGAAGCAACAAGUUGAGGCCAACACUUGUAUUUAUGAGUAUGAGCAACUGGUGAAUGACACAAGAAGCAUUUAUAGUUUUAUUGAUGAAAAAAUAACAGCCGUACAAGAACACGUCGCUCAAGUUCAUCAAAUCAACGAAAAAAUCAAUUUCAGUAAAAUUGUUAUUAACAGAAUGAUUCAGACAAUGAAAUUGCAAAAGGCACAACAGCACAAUAGAAGUUUAUUGAAUCAGACAUUAAAUAAUACUGUGAUAGCAGUUAAUAAGGAGACGGAAGUGAGCUUGCCAAAACACGAAUAUGAAAUACAACAGUUUUUAAGUAUUCCAAUCAAUUCGUUUGAUAAUGCUAUGGCAACAGAUAAAUAUUUGGUAUUGAGUGACGAAAAUGUCGUUUCCAAUAUGAUUCAAAUUGAAGGGAAGUUCACAAAUCCUCAUCACUUUCUUAAUCUUCUUGACAAGCGGAUUAAGUUUAGAAAUAAGAUUAAAUCUCUUUAUACUGAAAUUCAGUCACAAAUUGAUCAAAAAGAUACAAAAGACGUCAAUUACGAUGAAUUGCAGAAGCAGCGUGACGAGAAUUGCGAAAAAAUCUCUUCAAUGUUUGAUGAAAUCUCUAGACUUAAUGUCUCAAUCAAAUCUAAUUUAAAGAAUAUUAACAGGCUGUACAGCUUUGCACUUGAAAAUCCUUUAAAGAAGUUUGUUCCAAAAAGCAAGAAAUUCGAUGGAAAAUCAUAUGAAUCGUAUGAGAAGGAAUAUAUGCUGUACUACAAAAUGGUAAAGAAGUGAUAUAUUUAUGCCGUAAGUUCAUGUCUAGCGCGGUUUUAAAAGAUAAAUUUUUUUAAUCUUAAGGAUUUACUUUAUUAACCCUCAGAUUUAAUUUUUAAUCCUGCCAUUUAAUUUUUUUUUCACUAGCAUUUAAUCCUAAUUAAUCUCGCUAAAAUUUAGACUUGUUGCUAGUGCUGUCAUAGAAACGUAAAAUUAAAGUUUGAUCAAUAAAAGUGGAACCAAACCUUUUUAAAACGGAGCGAAUCUAAAGAAAAGUUUCAGUUAAUUUCGCAAUAAGGCAGUAAAGAUGGGAAGAAAGAAAAGUUGCCGUGAACUUAUUGAUAAUGCAUAGUCCAGUUGACACAAUAAACACAAAAUUAUAAAGAAGUACAAUAAUGAAGUUUCCCAGCCACUGAAUCUCUCCAUAAUCUCCAA